Messenger RNA from Drosophila erecta, 589 nucleotides. Its product is annotated as ctenidin-3. The record is from RefSeq and is a predicted model, not a curated record. Bases 22 to 453 code for a protein of 143 amino acids. Lineage: Eukaryota; Metazoa; Arthropoda; Insecta; Diptera; Drosophilidae. The transcript has a single exon.
GACCAGACAGUUAACCCCAUCAUGUUGUGGCAAACGGUCUACCUGCUGGUCUUGGCGUGCGCCUUGGUCAGCGCCACACCGAUCCUCUCCAGCAGCGACCAGCCGAGCAUUAGAAGACCCCGGCACAUUGGAGGAUUUGGCGGUGGCGGCAUCGUGGGUGGCGGCAUCGUGGGAGGUGGCAUCAUCGGUGGCGGAGGAGUAGCUGCCCCCAUAGUGGCGGCCCCUGCUAUUCAAACAGUACCCCUUGUGUCCACUGUGCCCCUUAUCACCACAGUGCCCGUCGUAUCCAGCAUUUCCACCGUCCAGACGAUUCCCAGUUAUGGAUACGGAUAUGGCGGUGGCUAUCCCGUUGGAGGAGGAUUGGGCGGACUAGGUGGCGGAUUGGGCGGAGGCGGCGGAUUCGUUGGCGGCGCUGUGGGUUUUGCCAAAUUCAAAGGCGGUUUCUUUGGCUAGUUCUUUCCGAAUAAAUCGCAGUGUUUGUGGAGACCCUUCUAGUGUAAACAAUGAAUAAAAAAAAGUGCUGCGCGAUCGAGUUUCAUUUUGCCGAGUGUUUGGAGUCGACAAAUUCGAUGAGCUUGCAUAUUCCGUA